Messenger RNA from Colletotrichum chrysophilum, 1080 nucleotides. RefSeq lists its product as uncharacterized. Gene Ontology annotation, molecular function: oxidoreductase activity; nucleotide binding. Gene Ontology annotation, cellular component: cytoplasm. Gene Ontology annotation, biological process: NADPH regeneration. The transcript has 2 exons. The coding region runs from base 1 to 1080 and encodes 359 amino acids. NCBI's taxonomy places the organism in Eukaryota, Fungi, Ascomycota, Sordariomycetes, Glomerellales, Glomerellaceae. The record is from RefSeq and is a predicted model, not a curated record.
AUGGCCUCCCAACACAAGAUCCUCAACGUCGGAGUCGUUGGCAUUGGUCGCAUGGGUCAACGUCAUGCCAUGAACCUUUUGCGACUAGUCCCUAGAGCUAAGCUUCUCUGCGCUUGCUCCCCUGCAAAAGCAGAUCUCGAUUGGGCUGCUGUCAAUCUUGAGCCUUACGGGGUGAAGGUGUACAGCACUUUCGAAGAAAUGAUUGAGACCCCUGAACUCGAGGCUGUAAUCAUCUCGUCCAUCACAGCGCUUCACAUGCCCCAGACCAUUGCGGCAUUUGAGAAAGGCAUCCAUGUUCUGUGCGAAAAGCCAAUCUGCAACUCUGUCCCAGAGCUUGAAGACUUGUGUCGGCGUGUCGAAUCAAAGCCUGAAACAAAGGUAAUGGUUGCGUUCUCCCGUCGCUUCGACGAUAGUUAUCAAGACGCCCUCUCCAAGAUCAAGGAAGGGACAAUUGGAAGACCAUUCGUCUUCAGAUCCCACGGCAUAGAGAAAGGGGACCAGAGUCCGUUCUUCAUCCAGUAUCUUGCCAACUCCGGAGGAAUUUACUACGACACUGCGAUUCACGACAUCGACUUGUCGCUGAUGUUCCUUGGUGAGGACUCAGUGCCAAAGUCUGUGUCAGCAAUUGGUACAGCCGACAUCUUCCCAGAUCUCAAAAAGACUGGAGACGCCGACAAUGCCAUUGGGUUGUGUGAGUACUGGGAUGGCAAGAUCGCCCAUUUCUAUCAUUCGAGGAGUUCCGCCGUGGGAUACGACAACGUCACUGAGAUAUUUGGUACCGAGGGCAAGUUGACGGUCAACGCAACUCCAAGAAAGAAUCGUGUGGAGAUCGCUGCGAGUGAUGGAUUUGUCAAGGUUGAGCCGACGCCUUCAUGGUAUGACAGGUACAUCUCGGCUUUUGUGGUGGGGGCAAACGCAUUUGUAGACGCAAUUCUUGACGGAAAGGACCUGCCUAUCCCGUUGAGAUCAGCCGUUACGUCUCUCCGGAUAGCUGCGGGUUUGCAAGAGAGUCUACGGACGGGACAGAAGAUCUACUUCAAUCGCCAGGGCAUUGCCACAGGACCUACUCCACAGCUGUAG